Chlorella variabilis is the source of this 1188-nucleotide messenger RNA. RefSeq lists its product as hypothetical. Bases 1 to 1188 code for a protein of 395 amino acids. The record is from RefSeq and is a predicted model, not a curated record. Gene Ontology annotation, molecular function: protein-macromolecule adaptor activity. Lineage: Eukaryota; Viridiplantae; Chlorophyta; Trebouxiophyceae; Chlorellales; Chlorellaceae. The transcript is spliced from 6 exons. Gene Ontology annotation, biological process: protein import into peroxisome membrane. Gene Ontology annotation, cellular component: peroxisomal membrane.
AUGGAGAGCUGGAGAAGGAACCGGCGCCGUAUCCUGGGCCUGACAGCGGCCGGAGCAGCAGGCAGCGCAGCAGCGUACACGCUUUACAAGUGGUGGUACGCAGAGAGUGCCGAAACGAGCGAGGCAGGGCCCUCUAGCUCAGGCUCGCAUCCUCAAGAGGGCAGCGUGCUGCUGGACCCUCGCGGCAGCGCCGGCGCCGCCCAGCUGGAUGCGGAGGCGCAUCUACAGCACCACUUUGACAGCAUACAGGACAUUGCAGACAGCACAACACUGCCGUCGCUGCUACCGGCGCUUUCCCGCGCGUUGAUGGCAGCGGCUGAUGUGGAGACGCCGCUCGAACUUCUGCGACGAGCCAAGGAAGGCAGCGCGCCGCUUUCGCAGGCUGAGAAGCUCGCAACGUGGGAGGAGCUCAAGGUGGCUGCCUUCAGCCGUGCGGUGGGCGCGGCCUGGCUGCUGCCCCUGCUGGAUCUGUUUGUGCGGGUGCAGCUCAACAUCCUGGGCAGGCACCUAUACCUCGAGUCAGCCGUGGAGGGCAGCGGCGUGCAACGGCCGUUGGGCGUGCCCAAGCUGUCAGCCCCAUCGCAGGAGCGGUUUCUGUCUUUUGCCGAGUUUUUGUCGCAGCAGGGCACACGAGAGCUGGUGGGAGUGCUGCGACGUGUAGCAGUGACGCAGUUGGCGCAUGUGCCGCUGGCAGAAUCGCUUAGUGCGGCGCAGGUGCAGCAGCUGAUGGCCGGCAUAGCAGCGGCAUUUGCGGACCAGAUCCCGGCCGCGAUCGCAGGGCGCGGCUGGGCGCAGUUUCUGCUCCCUGAUCCUAAGUCGCUGCAAGAAUCGCUGACACCGCGGGCCCCUGAUGACCGAGCGGUGCUACUUGGGGCGGAGGCGAUGCUCGUGGAUGGGCAUGUGGUGGAGCAGCUGGCGGCAGAGGCAGAGGCGGUGGCUAGCGGCGAUGAGUUUGCAGCGGCGCUGCAGGUGUGCUCCAAGGAGGUGCUCAAGGUGGCCUCCCACCGGCUGGGUAGCAGCAUGGGGGAUCGGGAGCUCCCGCUGGCCAAGGCUGUGCCGCUGGUGGCCACGCUGGGUGGCGACCUGCUGUCGCCAGCGCUGCGGCCACCGCUGGCCAGGCUGGAACCCGUGCGCAGCCUGUCAUCUCGCGUGUACGGCUGCUGCUUCUGCGCUGACACGCCUCUGUGA